UGUUACCAGGAAUGGUCAUCUGCCCAUUUCCAGUCAGAGGACAGAGUCCUGUGUUGUCCCUGCCUAUGUUUCACAAGCCUGGAGGAGGGCUUUGCAGGAUAAAUAGGCAGCAGCACCCGGGAAACUCCAGCAUCCGGGCAGGCGGCACCUCUGGAUCCACUGCCCACAUCCCCCUCUCGCAGGCAGACAUGAGGGCAGAGACAAUGGCCCCCCUCCUGGCUCUGGGGCUCCUGCUGGCUGGGCUCUGCAGUGUCCACUGCCUCCCAGAGAAUGUGGUGGUGAAGGACCAAGACAGAAGGGCACAUGUGGAUGACCACACAUUAGCCUCCAGCAACACCGACUUCGCCUUCAGCCUCUACAAGCAGUUGGCUUUGAAGAACCCCAAUAAGAAUGUCAUCUUCUCCCCGCUGAGUGUCUCCAUAGCCUUGGCCUUCCUGUCUCUGGGGGCCCGGGGCUCCACCCUGACAGAGAUCCUGGAAGGUCUCAAGUUCAACCUCACGGAGAUCCAGGAGACAGAGAUCCACCAGGGCUUCCAGCACCUCCUGCAGACGCUCAAUCGACCCAACAACCAGCUGCAGCUGAGCGUGGGCAACGCCAUGUUCGUGCAGGAGGAGCUGAAGCUGCUGGACAAGUUCAGGGAAGAUGCCCAUGUGCUGUACUCCUCCGAGGCCUUCCCGACCAACUUCAGGGAUCCUGAAGCUGCCAGGAGUCUAAUAAAUGACUAUGUGAAGAAUAAAACCCAGGGGAAAAUUGAGGAGCUGUUCAAGGUCCUUACCCCAGAAACGGUGUUGGUCCUGGUGAACUACAUCUACUUUAAAGCCAGGUGGAAGAUCCCCUUUGACCCCAAACACACAGAGCAGGCAGAGUUCCAUGUGAGCAAGAACGAGACGGUGCAGGUGCCCAUGAUGGCCCUUGGCCUGGAAACCCCUUACUUCCGGGACGAGGAGCUGGGCUGCACGCUGGUGGAGCUCACGUACACCAGCAACGACAGCGCCCUCUUCAUCCUCCCCGACGAGGGCAAAAUGCAGGACCUGGAAGCCAAGCUGAUCCCGGAGACGCUGACGAGGUGGCGAAACUCCCUGCAGCCCAGUAAAAUACAUGAACUCUACCUGCCAAAAUUUUCCAUCAAAAGCAACUAUGAGCUGAAUGACAUCCUCUUCCAGCUGGGCAUUGAGAAAAUAUUCACUGACGCUGCUGACCUGUCAGGAAUCACAGGGACUGGGGACCUGGUAGUCACCCAGGUGGUCCACGGCGCUGCGCUGGACGUGGACGAGGAGGGCACGGAAGGAGCUGCUGCCACGGGAAUCAGCAUCGAAAGAACGGUCUUGAGAACCACUGUGCGUUUUGACAGGCCCUUCCUGAUUGCCGUAGUUCUCAAAGACACCCAGAGCAUCAUCUUUUUGGGGAAAGUCACCAACCCCAGUUAAGCCUAGAGCUCCGCUCUGAGCUGUGGGUGCCCUCCCUGAGGAGCAGGAUGCCCAGGUCCCUGGGUGCAGCCUGGCCCCUGGGCACUGAGGGUCCACCCUGCCUGUCCCACCUGCUCGCCCCUGGGGAGGUGACAGUGACGAUGCUGGGGCUCCAUAAGCACAGGGACUCUGUGUCCAGGUCACAGGGAGACUCUGAAACCUCUGACAGCAAUAAAGCACCUUCCUUGGA
Molecule: messenger RNA, 1656 nt
Organism: Capra hircus (goat)
Lineage: Eukaryota; Metazoa; Chordata; Mammalia; Artiodactyla; Bovidae
Product: serpin A3-5
Exons: 5
Coding region: 12-1427 (471 amino acids)
Biological process (GO): negative regulation of endopeptidase activity
Molecular function (GO): serine-type endopeptidase inhibitor activity
Source: RefSeq, a predicted model, not a curated record